Megalobrama amblycephala (Wuchang bream) is the source of this 1328-nucleotide messenger RNA. RefSeq lists its product as uncharacterized. The coding region runs from base 100 to 942 and encodes 280 amino acids. The transcript is spliced from 7 exons. The record is from RefSeq and is a predicted model, not a curated record. NCBI's taxonomy places the organism in Eukaryota, Metazoa, Chordata, Actinopteri, Cypriniformes, Xenocyprididae.
GGAAGAGUGACACUCAGUUGAAGACUGCUUUCAGGAGAACACCGAAUACACUAGGCCGUACAGUUGGACGCAUUACCAGUUUACGCUCAAUUAAAAAACAUGGCCGAUAGCAGAGACUUCAUCCAGGAGCUUCUUCUAUCUGCGGAGCGAACGGCUCUCCUCUAUCAUCUGUCGUUCGUAUGUCUGGGUAAAUUCCCAAAGCUGGAGUAUCUGAUCAGAGAACAAGCUAUUGAAACACAUCUGCUGUUUAGAUCCUCUGAGGCUGUUCUGAUGAAAUGUGUCGACAUGAUUUCCAACCUGGUCACUUCGCUGUUCCCGUUAAUAACAGAAGCUAUUGAGAAUAACAAACCCGUUCUGGCUGUGAAAUACCUGGGGAAUGCCAAAACAUGGAUCAGUGACAUCAUCAGCACUGUGGAUGACAUGGUGAAGAGGUAUGAACAACAAGCCCAAAGAGUGGAAACAUGCAUCGGUGAUGUGUUUAAAGAACAGAUAGAGACCGAAGAAAAACUAAGGAAACACUUUGUCGAGAUGAAGGCUCUGGAGGAUGCUCUGGUCAAGCUUAAACUGGAGCUGAAUAACGGUCUUCGAAACCAAGAGUGGGACAUCAAAAUCAGACAGAUUGAUCUUCAGAUGAAGUUGGCCAAUUGCAAAAUACAACCAGGUGAGAUUCCCGAUCCUGUCCACCUGAAGGAAGUGCAGAAGUGUCUUGAUCGAAUCCGACACAUUCUGGUUGAUCUUAAUAAGUUCUGGGAGAAAGUGGCUGUUAUGCUGGAGGCACUGAAAGUCGAGACUGUUUUUUUAGAGGAUCUGAUUAAAGAGCUGGAAGACAUGAAGGAAGAGAUUCUACAGUCCAUUGAAGACACAAAACAGAAAUGGAAGAGAUUUGGUGAAGUCUGUCAGAACGCACAGGACAUCUUCAGCGUUCAGUCUAAGUGCUUAUAAAUGACAGGAGAUCAAUCCGUCUUCACUCUCACAGGAUGAAUGGAAUAAGCAGUACGAGUCUAUCAUGGAGAAGCUGAAGAAGACCAGUCCCCAGGGUUCAUCCAGAGAAUGACAGACAGAGAUCUGAUGCUAAACGCUCUUCAUAAGGCAUACACAUAUUAAUGCAUGCAGCUUAUCUUGGCAUUUCUGUAACGCUUUGUAAUCUUUACAACUGUUCAUGCACAUGUUCAGUUCCAUAUAUAUUCUUUAAUGAGUUGAUGUUAGGAAAAUAUUUCUCAGUUGUAUGCUAUUUCUGUUAAAAUUGCAUUUCAUUAUGGUUUAUAGAUCUUGUGGUGGGUCUGAUCACAUGACUGAUGUCUGUCACACAAUAAAGACAUUAAACAUUU